AUGGCGUCACCAGUCCUUUCCCGCACACCCUCUGCACAUUUCGCGCCUGGUCCGCAUAGACGCUCUCAUCCUAACCUCCAGAAUCUUCAUAGCCUCUCUCUUGCGCCUCUGACACCAAAGUAUCCGAUCGGUCCAGCAGAUUACGACGCCUACUAUGACCCCGUCACCAGCGAGCUACACACUAGCACCAGCCUCAGUCGCAUUGCAGCCCUGCCGAGCCCGGGUGGUAUCCUGAGCAACAGCCCAGCACACAGCAGAAGCGCAAGUAGGAACAGACUACGGCGGAAAGUCAAAAGUCAUGUAAACAUCUUUGAACCAGAGCGGGAACCAGAAAACCUGAAGGCUGGACAGGACGUUGUGGAUCACAAGCCUGUUCCCUCAACAACUAAAAGUCAGCCGCUACUAGGAAAACUACGCAUAAAUCAGACGCCCGACCCCUCAUGGCUGGUUCAAACGGGCCUCAGUCUCACGGAAAGCAGCAGGGAAACCAAAGGACAAAGUUGGAUAUCCAAAAGGGAUAGCUCUACAAGUCUGGUAAAUACCCCAGAAGGAUAUUUUGAUUCGCGUCGUCAGCGUGAAGGACGUACACCAAGGAGUGGCAGAGCAACACCCGCACGAAGCAGGGUAGGCAGUCGCAACGUCAGCAGGAAUCAGAGCCGAAGCAGACUCGGUAAGGAUUUGAAGAUGACAACAAGCACAAGUGUUGCGGGGGCAUCAGCAGCCACGCCUACUCCUGGUGCCAGUUUCGCUACUGCUCCGGACACAGACGAGCGGAUCCGAGAAGAGGACGAAGAUGACGACGUCGAUGUUGAGCCCAAUUGGGCGGAUCCCAAGACUCAGGCGGAAUUAGCAGCACAGUUACAGGAGGAGCUUGCUGCCGAGUACGAAGAGGACGAUGACGAUCCGUAUGGUAUGCUCGACUUCGAAGGACAGGGAACUAAUAGCGAGGACGAAGAGGAGGUGAGACAAGCCAUGAGGAAGUGGAGGGUCGGAGGAUGGAUGGACGGGGCUAUUGAGGCAUUGUUACUAGUAGAACCAGGCAGAGCAGAUGACGAGCCAGAGGAAGAACAGGGGGGACGACGGCGAGUGAGUAUCAGCGAGGACAGCGAGACUGACGUUGAAGAGCCACCGGAACAGGUCAGAGGGCUGUGGGACGAUAUAGCCUGGCUAGGAAGGCUUUUCAGGAGGCACGUAAUAUAA
This is a messenger RNA of Lithohypha guttulata, 1200 nucleotides long. RefSeq lists its product as uncharacterized. NCBI's taxonomy places the organism in Eukaryota, Fungi, Ascomycota, Eurotiomycetes, Chaetothyriales, Trichomeriaceae. Bases 1 to 1200 code for a protein of 399 amino acids. The record is from RefSeq and is a predicted model, not a curated record. The transcript has 2 exons.